AGUAAAGUGUGAGUCAGAAAGCCGCGUAUCGCGACAAAGCUAGGGGAGGCCGUAGUCCGACUGCAAGGUCUGUACCGCACCAGCCAACGACAGAGUAGUCGAAGUUGAGUUUGAGUCAGUGACGGGUUGUGUCUCUCUAGUGACGUAGCGAAUAGUUUUCUUUCCCCCCGUUGUGUUCAAAAAUGAGCUGGCAGGAUUACGUUGACAAGCAAUUGCUCGCUUCGAGAUGUGUUACGAAAGCAGCUAUAGCUGGACACGAUGGAAAUCUAUGGGCGAAAUCGGAAGGUUUUGAAGUGAGUAAAGACGAGCUGCUCAGGCUGGUUCAGGGCUUUGACAAACAAGACAUUUUGACGUCAUCGGGUGUUACCUUGGCGGGCAACAGAUAUAUCUACUUGUCCGGUACGGACCGGGUGAUCAGGGCGAAAUUGAACAAGGUCGGUGUCCACUGCAUGAAGACGACGCAGGCGGUUGUAGUUUCGCUAUAUGAAGAUCCAAUCCAGCCGCAACAAGCUGCCUCAGUCGUCGAGAAACUUGGCGACUACCUGGUGUCCUGUGGCUAUUAGUAACCUCUGGGACCCCAACAAAAUAUCUAAUAUUAAUAAUAAUGAUACGGUCGAUUAUUUUAAUGACAGUGAAUGAGAUGCGCCAAAAGCCGUAUGGUCCGCCACGAGACUGCUGCCCAGUCUGCCUCUUGAUGUGACGAACAAACAGCGAGAAAAACAGCGCGAGAAAGGGAAAAAAAAAUCUAAGAAGAAAAAGAAGAAAAAUGAGUAGGAAAAAAGAUGCUGCAUUACGAACUGAUAGCCAAAAUAAUAAUAUUAAUAUUAAUAAUAAUAAUAAUGAUGAUGAUGGAAAAAAAGUUUUUAAUAAAUAAAUGAUAAAAAAAAAAAUAUGUAGAAUAAAAGAAAAUGCAUCGCGAGUAAUUUGCGUUAGCGAGUAAUUACAUUUUGGAGAAAUAUUGACGUACGCAAGCACACACGUGUCCGCGUCUGCUGCGGUAUUCGGUGAUUACUGUAGAAAACGUUAGGAGAAGAAGAGUCGAAGUCCCGAAAUGGAAAGAGUAAAGAAAAAAUUAAAUGAAAUGAAUAUGAAUAUCGUGUUAAGCUUGCCCUUGUUUGUAUACUCCACACCCCGACACAUCCGGAUCAAAUGUCAAGCAGCAAAAGUUUAUACAUACCUAUAUAACAACACACGUAUAAAUGAAUAAAUAAAUAAAUGUAUACUGAAACAGAAGAACUAACAAGAACAGAAAUCAAUUUACCAUCACUGCAAUAAUAUUGCGACAGAAUAUGAUGAGACACACACGACUGAUUAACCGUAACCCCUUUCCCCAUCCGGCCUCUUCGUAUUAUACACGUAUAAGGUGGCAAAUAAUAAUAUCCACAGGUUUAUACACGAAACUCGUAACUUUACACGUGUAAGCGGCGCUUGUUUGUUGCUUUUCAUUAUAUAUAUAUAUAUAUAUAUAUACGCGUACGAAUGAAGUUUAAAUGCACAACGCAGAGACGAGAGAAAAGUUCUGCAAUAUACAAAUCUCCAUUGCCGAGAGACAUGUGCGCACUUACUUAAAAUCCAUACUCCGAAUUUCAUUCGUCUACUCCAUCAUUAAAUAAAGUAACUAACAAUCGCAUACAGCUAAAUCAUCAAUUUUACACCGCCUGUAUUUUGUGCGUACGGCGCUUUUUUGCUAACCACAUACACACACCUUAAUUAUAAACCUAAUAAUAACAAUAAUGAUAAGUUAAUGAUGAUAAUAAUAACAGUAAUAACGACGAUAUUGAAUAAUGGUAAUAAUAAUAAUAAUAAUAAUGUAUUGCAGUCAGUCCGAUAGAGUAGAGGAUACGGGAAGAGAGAAAGAGAGAGCGAAUGUAAAGUGAAUCGGGCGACUCGGUUAAAGGUACGUCCAAUCCUGAAUCCGUUUCCGCCGUUUCAUCACCAAUAUCAUCUGUUCCUCUCCUUCGAUGGUUUAAUCAUAUUUGUUUAUUUAUUUUUUUUUUUUUUUUUGGGUAAGCGCUUUCGGAUGCUUCAAAGUGAUUAUUACUAUCAUUAUUAUUAUUAUUAUUAAUAAUAAUUUUGAUUUUAUUACUACUAUUAUGAUCGAUAUUUUAUAAUUAUUCCAUUAUUAUCAUUAUUAAGAAGGUUACAGAUAUGCUUGUGCGAUGGUUCUUUUAAUAUAUACAAUAGAAUGAAUUUCACCAAGAGCGUUAUCGCGGCGCGGUAAGAGAGGAUGUUGCGCAACGGGGAUAAGCUUUGCGUGUGAUUGUGGUUAUUUUUGUUAUUUAUAACUUUUAAUUUUAAUUUUUAAUCUUUAACUUUCAACUUUUCUUUAAAUGUUCAAUUUUAUAUAGAUGAAAGAAAAGUAGAAGGAAAGAAAUGAACAAAACUGACAAUAUGAGGCAGAAAUUUAAAAAGGAAACUGUUAAUUAUCAAACGAAAGAAAAGUGUCAAAGAGCUGCGCGCUAUCCGAUCGUGUCACGUGUGCGUAUGUAUGUGCAUCCAGAGCGUCUUGUGUGGUCUUAAGAAAGGGUGGCGCGAAACAAGAUAGACUGCGGAGAUAUUUUAAAAUCUGCGCCGAGCGUGUAAUAAAACAAUGCUUAUACGUAUCCACGCUUUGAUGUAGGGUUGCGAAUGAGAAGCGAUCGGACAUAAGAGAAAUUACGUCUUCGGAGUAAAGGGUAAGGGCAGGGAAGGCGAGCGAGCUUAUUUUUAAGCUUGUUCGGAAAAUCAAUAAGUAUAUUAUUAUUCUCAAAUGCUGAAAUGAAAAUAAUUUCACAUGUAUAACUUUUUUCACCCUAACCCUUGCAGCUUCGCUAAACCUCUCUUCACGCCUGCAAUGCUUUGUUCUUUCUCUUCUCCUUUCUUCUUUUCUCCGUUUAUUUCGUUCUUUCUUUCCCUCGAGCUGAACACGUAGUAGGGGGUUUUGGUAUGUUAUAUACAUAUAUUGUAAUAAUAAUAAUAACAAUAAUAAUAAUUGAUUAUAAAUAUACGAAUCAUUAUGUAUGUAUAACAUUGCCUCACUGCACUCUGUUUGUUUGAUACGGUAAGCAAGAGAAGCAGCAGUACAUUAGCGGUGAGAAAAAUGAAAAAUGAAAAAAAAAAGGAAUAACAUCAAAGCAGCAGCAGCAGCA
This is a messenger RNA of Neodiprion virginianus, 3128 nucleotides long. Its product is annotated as profilin. NCBI's taxonomy places the organism in Eukaryota, Metazoa, Arthropoda, Insecta, Hymenoptera, Diprionidae. The coding region runs from base 183 to 563 and encodes 126 amino acids. Gene Ontology annotation, cellular component: cell cortex. The transcript is spliced from 3 exons. Gene Ontology annotation, molecular function: actin monomer binding. The record is from RefSeq and is a predicted model, not a curated record.